Molecule: messenger RNA, 1422 nt
Organism: Phytophthora sojae
Lineage: Eukaryota; Oomycota; Peronosporomycetes; Peronosporales; Peronosporaceae
Exons: 3
Coding region: 1-1422 (473 amino acids)
Source: RefSeq, a predicted model, not a curated record
AUGAGCAGCUCUGCUGGGCGUAGUGUCGAUGCGGAGAGCGCCGCCGUCGCCGCCUGUAACCUGGGCGAAGCGCUGUCCUACUUGCUAUCCGACGACGACCAUGCAGAUACAGCCACAACACCGGAACGUUCAGUCACACCUGGUUGUAUUAAUAACGGCUCGUCGGGUACAAGUGCGGGUCCUUCCUUCUGGCCUGCCAACGCCGACUCCGUGAAGACUCGACCUCCUCCAACUACUAAACCCAAGAAGAAGCGACGACGAGACCGCAACCGGCCGGUCCACGAGAUCCACCGCCUGCAGCUUCAAGUGCAGGACAUGGAACGGCAACUCAAGGCGCUCAGACCCGCGCACAUUCCAGACACGGACGAGGUGAAGGCUCUGAAGGGCAAGAACGCCGCGCUGAAAGACAAAUUAAGGAAGAGUCUGGAGCGUACAGCAGCGGUGGAGCAAUUGCUGCAGACGCAGGCGGAUAAACUUCUGCAGGCUCUACCCAAGUCACUGGUCGUAUCGGGGCAGAACUUGGUCUACGAUGUGGAGCAGGACGACGCUGUGUUCCAAGUGCUGGCGACGACGGUGGAUAAGCAUUAUCUCGACCUGAACCGCGUGUUCGAAGCGGCGGGAUUGAGUGACGCCAAGUCGGAGAUUUUCGACGCCUACGUGACUUCGCCACCGUCACAAACAGACUCCUCCGAGUGUGUCUUGAAGACGAGGACGUGUGCAUUCCUGCCGUACGCCAAGAAGUUGGUGGAACAAGCCAUGUGGCGAAGACUGGAGUGCGAAUCAGCGCUUCUACCGGAGAACGUGGAGUCUAGCAGAGACCUGGGUCUUCCGAUGGGAUCAGCGUCGAAUCUGAUCGUUUCAAAGCGAGAAGUUCAUCUGGACAAUGCCUCGUUCACGAUCCGUUUGGCUCUGAAAGAGUUCGUUGAAGCAGAUCGCUUAGUGUACGUGUGGGAUGCUAUCGGUGACUGGCCCCGAGUGGAGGCGAUCCCUCACGUGUCAACGAGAGAAUAUGGCUGGAGCUUUUUCUCGCGAAACGAGUGUCCAGACCUGUCUAUUCUAAAGAGCUACGUGCUGGUGACCACCACAGCGUCACCUGGUGUGGACGCGGAACUCGUUGAAAGGGUCAUGCAGCUGUAUCGACGAACGAUCGAGUCGCGAUACCAAAAGCUGGAGAACACGCUCGUAGAUGCGGCUAUAUGCUCGAGGAAGUCUGCGUCAAAACUCCAUGCACUCGAGACUCCACGAUACUCGGCGCUUGAUUCCGCCAGGAAGACGAAGUUCUCAGGCACCACGAACCGCUUCACGACGCAGCGAGAGUUCACUAUUGCCGUUCCAGAAUUACCAGCAAGUGCCAAGACGCAGCGAGAUUCGACGCCACACGCGUUAUCUGAGCGCCUAAUGAUGCUGGAACUUUUCUUAUAG